AUGCCGUCCCACCAUGAGCCCUUUGCCGCGCUGGGCCCCGUCGACUGGUCCACCGUGCCCGCCGACGACCUGUCCGCCUUCCUCGCCGACACCUUCGCCUCGGCCCAGACCAUCAUCGACUCGAUCCCCGUCCCCGCCCCCGUCCAGGCCGCCACCGCCGCCCGCCGCGCCCGCGCCCAGACCGACCCGCCCCAGCCCUCCGUCGCCCUCAACGCCGCCAUGGCCGCCCGCCAGUCCGGCGCCUCCAUCAGGACCGCCCAGGACCUCAUGAAGGAGUGGAGGACGUCAAGGUCAACCCCAAGGACAACCCCCUCGCCAUCAACGUCUACAAGCUCGCCGCCAAGGACGGCCGCGGCAGCGUGGUUCGCCCGCCGCAGCAUCCACGACGGCCUGCCUUUUGCCACCUGGAAGCUCGGCCUCGAGCGCGAGUUUGCCGAGAGCAUGAAGGUCCAGACGGGGCCCGGCGGCGGCAGCAUCCGCGGCAUCGGCGCCGACAAGAAGGUCGAGGAUCAUGUUGUCCGCGAGGCGGCAAGGCCGAAGUGA
This is a messenger RNA of Verticillium alfalfae VaMs.102, 543 nucleotides long. RefSeq lists its product as hypothetical. NCBI's taxonomy places the organism in Eukaryota, Fungi, Ascomycota, Sordariomycetes, Glomerellales, Plectosphaerellaceae. The record is from RefSeq and is a predicted model, not a curated record. The coding region runs from base 1 to 543 and encodes 180 amino acids. The transcript has a single exon.